AGCGCAUCGCAAGAUGUCGCGCGAAAUGCACUUCUGGCGGAAGUGAGAACUCGGCCAUAGUCUUUUUAGGUUGGGUUCUCUCGUAGUGGCACGUUGUCGGACAGUGAAACACCAUGCAGAUAUUCGUGAAAACUCUCACGGGUAAGACCAUUACCCUUGAGGUGGAAGCCUCCGACACUAUUGAAAAUGUGAAGGCCAAGAUUCAAGACAAGGAGGGGAUCCCACCGGAUCAGCAGCGUCUCAUCUUCGCCGGCAAGCAGCUGGAGGAUGGACGUACUCUCUCUGACUACAAUAUCCAGAAAGAAUCUACACUCCAUCUGGUGCUCCGUCUCAGAGGAGGUGUAAUUGAGCCCACUCUGCGUAUUCUCGCACAGAAAUACAACUGUGACAAGAUGAUCUGUCGCAAAUGCUAUGCUCGUCUUCAUCCCAGAGCAACCAAUUGCCGUAAGAAGAAGUGCGGUCACACAAACAACAUCCGCCCUAAGAAGAAGUUGAAGUAGAUUAAUUAUCCAUUAUCCAUUUCUUUGCUACGAGGAUGGAAAUAUACUUCUUAUAUUUGGCUUCAAAUAAAUUCUAACUGGUAAACUGACAA
Pseudomyrmex gracilis is the source of this 592-nucleotide messenger RNA. It is a transcript of the gene RpL40, whose product is annotated as ubiquitin-60S ribosomal protein L40. The transcript has 3 exons. Lineage: Eukaryota; Metazoa; Arthropoda; Insecta; Hymenoptera; Formicidae. Gene Ontology annotation, molecular function: protein tag activity; structural constituent of ribosome; ubiquitin protein ligase binding. Gene Ontology annotation, biological process: translation; protein ubiquitination; modification-dependent protein catabolic process. The record is from RefSeq and is a predicted model, not a curated record. Bases 114 to 500 code for a protein of 128 amino acids. Gene Ontology annotation, cellular component: cytoplasm; nucleus; ribosome.